CAUACCAAUCAUAAUAAAAGAAUAAUGGCAUAUAUUCAUCUAGUUCAUGUCUUUAUCUUCAUUUCCCUUACCUCAUACUCAGCCAUGGCAGCUACACAAUCGUACAAUGUGAUAACUUAUGGGGCCAAACCUGAUGGCAGAACAAAUUCUGCUCAAGCCUUUAUUUCUGCUUGGUCACAGGCCUGUGAGUCUAAAGAACCAGCCACCAUACAUAUUCCUAAAGGGAAGUAUUUGUUAACCAAAUUGGUAUUCCGAGGUCCAUGCAAGAACAACGCUAUUGUAUUUGUCAUAGAUGGUACUCUUUUGGCUCCUUCAGAUUACAGGAUUAUAGCCAACGCUGAGGACUGGAUAGAACUUGAACAUGUCAGUAAUGUUUCAGUUUUUGGUGGCAUUCUCGAUGCAAAUGGCUCUCAAUUGUGGUCUUGCAAGAAUUCUGGCAAAAAUUGCCUCUCUGGUGCAACGUCACUUAAAUUUACAAAUUCAAACAACAUUUUAAUCAAGGGAUUAACAUCACUAAAUAGCCAAAAGAUUCACAUUGUCAUCUUUGAAUGCCAAAACGUCAAAUUGCAAGGCUUAAAUAUCUCGGCGUCCGGUGAGAGCCCUAACACAGAUGGCAUUCAUGUUCAAGGAUCGAGUGGUGUCACUAUACUCAAUUCUACAAUUGGGACAGGUGAUGAUUGUGUAUCGGUUGGUCCUGCCACCUCUAAUUUAUGGGUUCAAAAUGUUGUUUGUGGACCUGGCCAUGGAAUCAGCAUCGGAAGUUUAGGCAAUGACCUUCAAGAAAAUGGGGUGCAAAAUGUAACAAUCACAAGCUGUACAUUAAGUGGUACUGCUAAUGGAGUGAGAAUAAAGACUUGGGGAAGACGAAGCAAUAGUUUUGCUGGAAAUAUUCUUUUUCAGCAUAUUCUGAUGAAUAAUGUUCAAAAUCCAAUUGUGAUUCAUCAAAAUUAUUGUCCUCAUCACAACUGCCCUAAUCAGGAUUCUGGAGUAAAAAUUAGUAACGUGACCUACCAAGAUAUUCAUGGAUCAUCAGCAACAAAAGUAGCAGUAAAACUUGAUUGCAGUAAAAGUAAUCCAUGCAAUGGAAUUAAACUAGAAGGUGUAAAUCUGACAUACAAAAAUAAACCAGUGAAAGCAUCGUGUAUCAAUACAGGUGGAACUUGUUUGUAAGUGGGAAAGUAAUUAGCAAAAUUACUAUGUACUUAAAUAUAUUAGUCUAAUUGAAUGGAAUUUGUAAUUGCUUGAUCAAAUUUAUAGUUACUUGGAUCCCCAAUUUAUGGUUUUCUGGAAAAAGGUAAUAAAAGAGAUUAUCCAGCAGCAUGCUGUUUGGAUUUUCAUA
Jatropha curcas is the source of this 1339-nucleotide messenger RNA. The record is from RefSeq and is a predicted model, not a curated record. NCBI's taxonomy places the organism in Eukaryota, Viridiplantae, Streptophyta, Magnoliopsida, Malpighiales, Euphorbiaceae.